Molecule: messenger RNA, 754 nt
Organism: Equus quagga
Lineage: Eukaryota; Metazoa; Chordata; Mammalia; Perissodactyla; Equidae
Gene: NHLH2
Product: nescient helix-loop-helix 2
Exons: 1
Coding region: 340-747 (135 amino acids)
Biological process (GO): regulation of transcription by RNA polymerase II
Molecular function (GO): RNA polymerase II cis-regulatory region sequence-specific DNA binding; protein dimerization activity; DNA-binding transcription factor activity, RNA polymerase II-specific
Source: RefSeq, a predicted model, not a curated record
CAGGCGCGGCCUGGCAGGCCCGCGGGCUCCCCGCGGACCAGGCCCACAGGCCGGUCUGGGCCUCUUGCAGGCCGAGGGCUCAGGGCCGGGAGGCAGCCCGGCCAGGCGCAGGCCUCCUGCCUCGGGCGCCCGGCGGAGGCGCGGGGCUCGGGCCCUCGGCCUGCCCCUCGCGGCGCGCUCCCUGCCUGCGGGCCCAGCUCCCCGGGGCGCCGGCCUGGGGUGGGGAGGGCCGGGCCGCGCGGAGGCCGGGCGCCGGAGGCCCUGUCCGCCUCCCUCACACCCAAGGAGGACCCCGAUUCCUUUCACUGAUUGCUUUUCUGAUCCCCCUCAGCCUCCAAAAUGAUGCUGAGUCCGGACCAAGCCGCCGACUCGGACCACCCCAGCUCGGCGCACUCGGACCCGGAGUCGCUGGGCGGCGCGGACGCCAAGGUGCUGGGCAGCGUGUCGGACCUGGAGCCGGUGGAGGAGGCCGAGGGCGACGGCAAGGGCGGCAGCCGGGCCGCGCUCUACCCGCACCCGCCGCAGCUGAGCCGCGAGGAGAAGCGCCGGCGCCGGCGCGCCACGGCCAAGUACCGCUCGGCCCACGCCACGCGCGAGCGCAUCCGCGUGGAGGCCUUCAACCUGGCCUUCGCCGAGCUCCGCAAACUGCUGCCCACGCUGCCCCCCGACAAGAAGCUCUCGAAGAUCGAGAUCCUGCGCCUGGCCAUCUGCUACAUCUCCUAUCUCAACCACGUCCUGGACGUGUAGGACGGGG